Molecule: messenger RNA, 986 nt
Organism: Vespula vulgaris
Lineage: Eukaryota; Metazoa; Arthropoda; Insecta; Hymenoptera; Vespidae
Product: tol-Pal system protein TolA-like
Exons: 5
Coding region: 105-890 (261 amino acids)
Source: RefSeq, a predicted model, not a curated record
ACGUCGUCUAUGCGUUCAAACAUUCUCCCAUCGAUUUCGAACUCGUAUAUAUACGAGGGAUUCGAUCGGAAAGGUAUCAGUUCUUGCAACAGCAUCCUCUCAAGAUGAAGACCAUCUCAAUGAUCGUUAUUGUAUUCACGUUGGCUAUUGCCACGGAAUCAAUGGCAGACUCGAAAAAACAGAAACGUGGCGUAGCACUUUUUGGUCCACCCGGUUACGAUGUUUUCGGUGUCGUGCCAGCUUAUGGUACUACUUCUUGGGCACCGACCGGUUUCGGCAGUGUUCCAUGGAAUCCUCCAACUUCUCCUGACAUUGCUCUUGCACAAAUUCAAGCACAAGCGACCCAUAACGUCGCCUUACAAACUCUGAAGGAUCCAUCCCCUGGAACACCAAGCAUUGCUUAUCCACCGGAAGUUAUGAAAGCGAUUCAGCAGGCUAAAGAAGCUAAUCACAACGUGUUCGUAGCUCAACAAAGAGUGGCAGAGGCUAAAGAAGUUGCAGUGGUUCAACAAAAGAUUGCACUUGGCAAAGAAGCCGCUGCCAGGGAAGCGGCUUUGAGAUCGCAAGAAAUUUCAUCGCACGCUCAAGAAGAAGCUAGAGCGAGCGCUAAGCAAUUAGUAGCUGCGCAGCAGAGAUUGGCAACCUUGAAAGAUGCUGUGGCCGCUGCACAACGGGUUGCAGCUGCAAGGGAGGCUGCCGCGGCCGCGGCUAUUCAGAGAAAUGCCGCUGACACUGCAGCAGAAUUGAGAAAACAAGAUGUUGACAAACAAAUCUCGCAGAGCGAGCAAGAAGCUAAGGAAAAAGACAUUGUUGCGGCAAAGGAAAACGCCGUCGCUAACGCAGUAGAACACGCGGCAUUUGAAAAGCCUGUACACCAUCCUUGGGGUUAAUGAUACACUAGAUUGUAUAAUUAAAAAUGAAGCGCUAAAUCAAAAAUAGCAAAUUUAUAUAUACUCCUUGUUUAUCGGUGAUGGACACUUGUUUUA